Melopsittacus undulatus (budgerigar) is the source of this 803-nucleotide messenger RNA. Its product is annotated as laminin subunit gamma-3-like. The record is from RefSeq and is a predicted model, not a curated record. Lineage: Eukaryota; Metazoa; Chordata; Aves; Psittaciformes; Psittaculidae. The coding region runs from base 172 to 669 and encodes 165 amino acids. Gene Ontology annotation, biological process: animal organ morphogenesis; tissue development; substrate adhesion-dependent cell spreading. The transcript has 3 exons. Gene Ontology annotation, cellular component: basement membrane.
CCUGUCCCGCCUGCUCUCGCUGUGCCAUCCGGAGGAGGCUCAGAGUCGGGGCAGGCGAAGCCCCAGCAUGGCACAGCAUCCGUGGCUCGGCUGGUGGCCCUUGCUGUGGCUGGUGCUUGGGGCAGGGGGCUCAUCCUCCUGCUGGGACCCCGGGGCCAGCCCCGCCGCUGCAUGCCUGUCUUUGAGAACGCUGCCUUCGGCCGGGCGGCCAGGCCACCAACACCUGGGUUCACCCCCGGAGGAGUUACUGCCUGCAGAUGGGCGCUCGCCACGCCAGCACCCUGUGCCACCGCUGCGAUGCCAGCGACCCCCCCGGCCACCAUCACAAACGCCUCCUUCCUCACCGACUUCCACAGCCAGGAGGAGAGCACCUGGUGGCAAAGCCAGUCCAUGGCCUCGGCAUCCAGCACCCCAACUCUGUCAACAUCACCCUCCAUCUGGGCAAAGCCAUAUGAGAUCACCUACGUGAGGCUGAAGUUUCACACCAGCCGCCCGAGGAGCUUUGCCAUCUACAAGCGCAGCGUGCCGAGGGGCCCUGGGUUGCCCUUCCAGUACUAUAGUGCAUCCUGCGAGAAGACUAUGGGAAGCGGCGCAGCGCAGUACCUGCGCCCGGGGGAGGAUGAGCAGGUGCCUUCUGCACUGAUGAGUUCAGCGACAUCUCCCCACUGAGUGGGGGCAACGUGGCCUUCUCCACCCUCGAGGGACGGCCCAGUGCAUACAACUUCGAUGGAAGCCCCGCGCUGCAGGAGUGGGUGACCGUCACUGACUUGCUCAAUCUCUUGAACCGGCUCAACACGUUUGGG